Molecule: messenger RNA, 4450 nt
Organism: Formica exsecta
Lineage: Eukaryota; Metazoa; Arthropoda; Insecta; Hymenoptera; Formicidae
Gene: nAChRalpha1
Product: acetylcholine receptor subunit alpha-like 1
Exons: 6
Coding region: 60-1961 (633 amino acids)
Biological process (GO): signal transduction; regulation of membrane potential; monoatomic ion transmembrane transport
Cellular component (GO): postsynaptic membrane; neuron projection; synapse
Molecular function (GO): transmembrane signaling receptor activity; acetylcholine-gated monoatomic cation-selective channel activity
Source: RefSeq, a predicted model, not a curated record
GAGAGGUCAACAAACCCUGCAUUCUCUUUCUCUUGCAAUGUUCAACAUCACCACGAGGCAUGCAUUACAAAGGGGCACGUAAUUUAUUGUUAAAGGGGUGGACAAGGCGUACGAUGCUUAGGGAUGCUUGGACGAACGACGGUGGGAAAGGCUGGUGGCGAUGGUGGUCCAGGUUGGGCGGAUUGCUGGCGAUGGCGGCAGCCAUAUCCUGUCUCGUUGCCCCGUUUCCGGGCGCCUCGGCCAGUCAGGACGCGAAGCGUCUCUACGAUGACCUGCUGUCGAACUACAACCGCCUCAUCCGCCCUGUUGGCAACAACAGCGAUCGCCUCACUGUCAAAAUGGGACUACGCCUUUCCCAGCUCAUCGACGUCAACCUGAAGAACCAGAUCAUGACGACAAAUGUUUGGGUGGAACAAGAGUGGAACGAUUACAAGCUGAAGUGGAAUCCGGACGAUUAUGGCGGCGUCGACACCCUUCACGUACCAUCGGAACACAUAUGGUUACCUGACAUUGUUCUUUACAACAAUGCCGAUGGUAAUUAUGAGGUAACCAUCAUGACGAAGGCGAUUUUGCACCAUACGGGAAAGGUCGUGUGGAAGCCACCGGCAAUCUAUAAAUCAUUUUGUGAGAUCGACGUGGAAUACUUUCCCUUCGACCAGCAGACUUGUUUUAUGAAGUUUGGUUCGUGGACUUACGACGGUUACACGGUCGACCUGCGGCAUCUUCUACAGACCGAGGAUUCGAAUAAAAUCGAUGUCGGGAUCGACCUGACCGAUUAUUAUAUCUCCGUCGAGUGGGACAUCAUAAAAGUGCCUGCCGUGAGGAACGAGGCGUUCUACAUAUGCUGCGAGGAGCCCUACCCCGACAUCGUGUUCAACAUCACCCUGCGCCGCAAGACCCUCUUCUACACGGUGAAUCUGAUAAUACCGUGCGUGGGCAUAUCCUUCCUGUCGGUGUUGGUGUUCUACCUGCCGAGCGACAGCGGCGAGAAGGUCUCGCUGUCGAUCUCGAUAUUACUAUCGUUGACGGUGUUUUUCCUGCUGCUGGCCGAGAUAAUACCGCCCACGUCGUUGACGGUGCCGCUUCUGGGCAAGUACCUGCUCUUCACGAUGGUGCUGGUGACGCUGUCGGUGGUCGUCACGAUAGCCGUGCUGAACGUCAACUUUCGCUCGCCCGUGACCCACCGCAUGUCCAACUGGGUGCGGGUGGUGUUCAUCCAGGUGCUGCCGCGGUUUCUCCUCAUUCAGCGGCCGAAGAAGGAAGACGACGACGACGAGGACGAGGGUAGAAACGGCGCCGGUCGUGGCGCGGACGAUGACGCCGACGACGACGGCGCCGACGACGAGGACGACGACGAUGACGACGACGACGAGGACGAUGUCGAGGCGGCAAACGGCAAGCCGCCCGAGGGCAUCCUCACCGAUGUGUUCCAUGUACCAGAGACUGAUAAGUACGAUACGUACUACGGCAAGAGGUUCAGCGGAGAGUACGAGGUACCGCCGCACGGUCUGCCACCGCCGGCUACGAGGUACGACCUCGGCGCCGUCGGCACCGUCGCACCUUGCUUCGAGGAGCCCCUACCCUCGCUGCCACUGCCGGGGGCGGACGACGAUCUCUUCGGGCCGGCUAGCCCCGGAUAUGCUAACGAGGACGUCAGCCCCACCUUCGAGAAGCCGUUGGUACGCGAGAUCGAGAAGACUAUCGACGACGCUCGCUUCAUCGCUCAGCACGCCAAGAACAAGGACAAAUUCGAGAGCGUGGAGGAGGAUUGGAAGUACGUCGCGAUGGUGCUCGACCGGAUCUUCCUUUGGAUCUUCACGCUGGCCUGCGUUUUUGGCACGGCGUUGAUUAUCUUGCAAGCGCCGAGCCUCUACGAUACGACGAAGCCGAUCGACAUCAAAUAUAGUAAGAUUGCUAAGAAGAAGAUGAUGCUGAUGAACAUGGGCCCCGAGGAGGACUAGUCGACGAUCCCGCGCGGCCACGUGCCGCGUCCACAGUGUCGGCCGCCUAAUCGCCGACGACGGCGUCGUCCACGUCAUCACCGUCGCCGUCGUCGACGUCGCCGCCGCCGCUGCCGCCGUCGUUGUCGUCGUCGUCGUCGUCGUCGUUGCCGUCGUUCCCCGCGGCCGCCCAUAAUCGAAACUGCCGAUUUUCGCGUCGACGUGGAAGAGGACCCUCUCUCGAACUCACGCUGGUGCCAAAGAUACGUGGUCCCGGACGGAUGACACCAAGAAGAUGGACACGCAAGUGAGAGGAUCAAGCACUGCGACGAGCGGAUCACGAACGAAUGAAAUUUCGCCGGGUAAAUCCGUGAAAUGGGAUACUGUACCCUCUUCGAAGAGGGUAGAUCGGUUGAACUUUGGUCCGAUCACCCUUCGGGAUGGAGAUAAGAUAAGGGCGUGCGACCGCAUGGUACACGAGAGUAAAGGAGCUUUCGUGACAGAGUGAGAUAAAGUGAGAUAGAGCGCGCAUGUGGAUGCGUGUGUGUAUGCGUAUGUAUGUGUGUGUUGGAGAGGAAAACGGAGGAAGUAAGGGAAGACAGAACGUCAAAAGGAAGGAUAGAGAGAGAAUGGGUGCGAAAGUGGGUGCGAAAGAGAGAGAGAGAGAGAGAGAGAGAGAGAGAGAGAGAGAGAGAGAGAAAGAGAGACAGAACAAGCGAGAGUUUGGACGAAAGGAAGAGAGAGAAAGAGAGAGAGAGAGAGAGGUGAAAAAGUGCCAAAUACGCGAAAAACACGCGCACCGUAUUUUUGUAAAUCUGGUUUCAUACGUAAGGCUAGAGUCGUGCGGCGAGACGUCGAACUGCCCGAACUGCCGAUUUUAUAUAAGAAGACGUUUACAGCGCGCGAGGAGAUGCGUGGUACACCGAGGUACCGAUUUCACACGCAUUUACAUCUAUACUUACAUAUAUAUAUAUAAUACAUUACACACGCGCGUUUGGCGUACAUACAUAUAUACACACAUACAUAUACCAUAUACCAUACAUAUACCGGUAUCAACGUCACUCACGCGAUAUACUUAUAUAUAAACGUAUGGACACGCGCGUGCAUCUUUCGACGCAUUUCGUGGUGUACACGCGCGGAAACAUUUUCACGCACGCGUUCGCGUUGACAUAGCGAAGGAGAAUCUCUAUGCGCUUUAAAGAAAGUUUUUUCGGAGAAAUUCUCAUCCCUCUCGCAGGAUUUUACAGAUUUUUCUGCAAACUUUCUUAUUUAUAUAUCCUGCAAAUUUAAUACCUUUCAUAUUUCAACGUGUCUCAAAUAUUUCCAAAAUUACGUACUUUUGCUACAAAAUAUCCGGAAAUUUAAUCACGCGGAUCUAUGGUCGGUCGAUGAGAUGACAGUCUGGAACAUUGCAUCUCGAUCGAUCUGUCGAUCCAUUUUUCCAUGGUAUCAUCGGCGUUCUUCUCUCGAAUAAUGAUCGCCACUUGAUACGGAUAUCGAUAUGCCGUUAUCGACGCGAUUCGAGUAAUUUACACGGGCGGUCAAUUAUCGAAGCAAAUUAUCCAAUUGAUCGAUUAUUCCGACGUAUCGAGUGGCCCGGACAGCAUUCAAGCAGCUAACGAGAACGGCACGACUACCGGGAAUAAUUGAUUGGCAAAAUAAUUUUCGCGAAGCAUAUCCGCUCGUCGGCUUGUCCCAUAAUUAAUGUCAUUGAUUAAUGACGAUCUCUGGAACGGGUCGUCGCUCGCGUUUGGGCGCUCGUCCCCCUUCGCCGUAAAACGCGCGCACGUCCGAAGAUCAGGGGACGAGAGGGGCCGAAAGUCACGAGAGAUGAGCAAACAUAAAUUGAGCCACAACCAUGCGAACAACUGCCAAUUUUUAAACGCGGUCGGUCCCCGUUUGAACUACUUGGUCGGCUUGUGUAACAAGAGACGAUAUAAGUGCGGCGUCGGUGGGAUAAUACGACGAUCGAAUAGAUCAGAUGAAUAGGUCGGAUAAAAGCGAUAGGGUUCGCCAGCGUGCCAAAAAGCGGUUUCGGCCACGAGCCAGCUCGCCCACGUGUCGGCACGAAUUCGAUCGAAGAAUCAUUGUUGCCUUUUCUCCCGGUCCUCCGUUAUUCUCGAGAACAGAGCUCGCCCCAACGAAAGUCUUGCGAGCGUCUCACGAUUAAAAAAAAAUAAAAUCGAGAACCGAUCGUGUCGACGACGAUUUAUAUAAUUGUUGAACAAAUAAUCAUGUCGUGCAUAAAUAAUCGCAAUGAUCGUUUCUAGUCUGUUGAUAUGUUAAUAAUGGAUUGUAUGGCUCGAUAUUAAUAUCAAUAUUUCUUUUGAAGGUGGAAGAUUCUCGUAUACAUUUUUGAUAAAAGCCAUUUUAUUUCGAUCGAGUAAUUCACACGAUAAUUAAUUUUUAUUGCAUUAAUAUAAAACAACUUAAUUAAGCGCGAGAUAUGCGAUUAAUUAUUAUUUACGACGUUGAAAAAGCAACAGGCUCUCGAAAAGAUAUGAAUUAAC